CAAUGUAGAAUGGACAACAAUUUGAUGGCCAAAGAAGAAUGGUCAAAAUUAGGGUUUGAUGAUGAUAAUGACGUAAACGAUAAAGAAGAAAAAUAGUGAUACAGUGUAAAUUGUUUGGUGACUUUUACUUAUAACAAUGGAGAAGAAAAAGGUUUUGGUCGGUUGUUGCGGAAGUGUUGCAACAAUCAAAUUACCCGUACUGAUAAACAGCUUCUUGGACAGGAACUGUGAAGUUGAAGUUGUAAUGACUCAACACGCAUUACAUUUUGUGUCCCUGGCGGAGAUAUCACCGUUAGUGAAAGUGCAUGUUGAUGAGGACGAAUGGACAAGUUGGAAGCAGAGAGGCGACCCAGUGCUCCAUAUCGAGUUGGGACGGUGGGCUGACGUAUUUGUAAUUGCCCCCUUGGAUGCCAACACGCUCGCUAAAAUGGCAAAUGGUUUGUGUGACAAUCUAUUGACUUGUGUGGUGAGAGCGUGGGAUGUACGCAAGCCUCUGUUCUUCUGCCCUGCAAUGAACACUCGCAUGUGGGAACAUCCUAUCACGUCAGGACAUGUUAAUCUGCUCAAGAGCUGGGGCUAUCAAGAGAUUCCUUGUAUAUCCAAGACGCUCAUGUGUGGAGAUACAGGCACUGGUGCUAUGGCCGAGGUCGACACAAUCGUGCAAACCAUAUUGUAAAAAAUUAGUUUUUAAUAAAAUGUUAUGUUACAUACAUUAA
Homalodisca vitripennis (glassy-winged sharpshooter) is the source of this 716-nucleotide messenger RNA. RefSeq names its product phosphopantothenoylcysteine decarboxylase-like. Gene Ontology annotation, biological process: coenzyme A biosynthetic process. Lineage: Eukaryota; Metazoa; Arthropoda; Insecta; Hemiptera; Cicadellidae. Bases 137 to 676 code for a protein of 179 amino acids. The record is from RefSeq and is a predicted model, not a curated record. Gene Ontology annotation, cellular component: phosphopantothenoylcysteine decarboxylase complex. The transcript has 2 exons. Gene Ontology annotation, molecular function: FMN binding; phosphopantothenoylcysteine decarboxylase activity.